Glycine soja is the source of this 780-nucleotide messenger RNA. Its product is annotated as AIG2-like protein D. The coding region runs from base 57 to 587 and encodes 176 amino acids. The record is from RefSeq and is a predicted model, not a curated record. The transcript has 5 exons. NCBI's taxonomy places the organism in Eukaryota, Viridiplantae, Streptophyta, Magnoliopsida, Fabales, Fabaceae.
AUAGUUAUUAAAAUAGAGGGAGUUAAGUGACAGUAGAGGGGAAGAAGGAAAGAAAGAUGAGCGUGAAGUUGAAUUGCGUGGGUGGUGGCGAGACUCACAACGUCUUCGUUUACGGUAGUCUGUUAGCCGAUGAGGUUGUCCAUACCCUAUUGAAGCGCGUCCCUCCAACCGCACCCGCCAUCCUUCACGACUAUCACAGGUUUAAGAUCAAAGGUCGCGUUUAUCCCGCUAUUCUCCCCGUCCAAAACAACAAAGUUAAUGGCAGGGUGCUUCUUGGUAUCUCCGGAGUAGAACUAGAUAUCUUAGAUGAGUUCGAGGAUGUUGAAUAUACUAGAACUGAUGUUGAGGUUUCCUUGAAGGACAAGUCUGAAAAGUUACAAGUUUGCGCUUAUGUUUGGAGCAACCCAAAUGAUCCUAACUUAAAUGCAGAGUGGGAUUUUGAGGAAUGGAAACAAGUUCACUUGAAUGAUUUCGUCAAGAUGACUGGUGGCUUUAUGCAAGAGUUGGAAUUGCCAGAAUCAAAGCCAAGAGUGCAGACUUAUGAAACCUUCUACAAGCAAGAAAACGAUAAGCCACUUGAACCUUGAUGUUUGCAGUUUGUAAAAAAUUCUGCAUUAUGUGCACUGUGCAGAGUUGUAUGAUUCAAUUAAGAAUCAUACCAUUCACUGUUAAUAAAUAUUAGUUACUCUCAAAUAAUUCAUUUGAUGAUUUAAUAAGCAUCUCAAUGCUAACAAUGACAAGUUUUCAGUAAUAUAUUUAUGUUAUAUUAUUGUAUUAUUA